AUGAUCAACUCAAGUUUGUUCAGCAAACCUAAAUAGAGAUAAAUCUAUUUAAUUUAUGCAUCCCGUAAUCAUACAUAACCAAAAUCAACUCCACGCACUCAUCUUAAAUUACCUAAUUGUUCUCCUAGAAUUAAUGAUAAUAAAUCCAAAAAAAAUAAUAGCUUUUAUAUUCAUAAAAUGCAAAGAUCAUAAUAACAAAGUCCUGUUGUUAGAUAACAAAUAAGAAACAGAGAUUCAAGUGAAAGCUUUAUGAGAGAUUUAGAAUUGUCAGGUAAUGAAGAUUUGAAAGACAUUAACAAAAGUCUGUUAUUGACUUCUUAAGAGAUUAACAAAAAGAUGCAAUUUAAUAUAGAAUCAUACUUAAAUAAUACUCUAAAAUCAAAAAGAAUCAAUCAAAACCUUAAUCAUAUGAUUGAUUUUGAUUUGACUUAAGAUAAUAAUUCAAUUCAUUCCUUUGAAUUCUCGAGAAGUCGUAGAGAAACUCCUCUUCAACCAAUCAGAGUUUAUUAUAAAAAGUGA
Paramecium pentaurelia is the source of this 519-nucleotide messenger RNA. NCBI's taxonomy places the organism in Eukaryota, Ciliophora, Oligohymenophorea, Peniculida, Parameciidae. The record is from the annotation of a GenBank genome assembly.